Molecule: messenger RNA, 1218 nt
Organism: Effrenium voratum
Lineage: Eukaryota; Dinophyceae; Suessiales; Symbiodiniaceae
Source: the annotation of a GenBank genome assembly
UCUUCAAUUUUGAAGUCACUGAGUCAUGUUGACCUGGAAGACAUUUGCAGCCUUGCCCCUUCAAAAGGAUACCACAGCAUAUGUUGCAUGGCCGACGCUUCCUGUCAGGCGCCCGUUGGGCCCGGAGAAAUGCCGAUACUGCGGCUUUCGCGGCCCUUGAGCACAGGAACUGGCAGAAGGCGGUUUCUGCGUAUGACCGGACCUUUGGGCCUUUGACCUCGCAAUGCAUCCCUGCGCUGCUGGACGCCACCCUGCCGGCCCUGCCGGCGACGGGCUCGGCCCGAGUGCUGGAUGUGGCCACGGGCCCGGGGAUGGUGGCAGAGGCGGCCCUUCAGCGAUGUGCGGAGGUGGUGGCGUUGGACUUCUCCAGGAAGAUGCUCGACUUGGCUGAAGAGCGGUUGGGCAAUUCCGUGGAAUUUGUAGAGGCGGACGCUGGCAGUAUGCCUUUUGAAGCCAACUCCUUCGAUGCAGUGCUGUGCAGCUUUGGAGUCUUACACUUGCCGGUGCCAGAGGCCUUCUUUUUGGAGGCCUUUCGCCUGCUGCGGCCAUCAGGGAAGCUGGGCUUUACGGUUUGGGCUGCCGCGCCGGAGACGGAGGCGAUGGCCCUGAUCCAUGAAGCUGUACAAACGCAUGGUGACUUGAACGUGCCACUCCCGGAGGCGCCGCCUUUCUUCCGCUUCGCCAACUUCGAAAGCAGCAGAGAGGCCCUGCUGGCUGCAGGCUUUGCAGAGGUCAAGAGCCAGAAGGUGCCCAUGGUUUGGGAGCUGGACUCCGCCGAAGAUCUCUUCGUGGGUUUCCGCGACGGCACGGGGCGCACGGCGGAGCUCCUGGCACUGCAGGGCCCGCGGCAGCUGGCGGAGAUCCAGCGCUUCGUCACCGCCCGGGCGGAGGAGACGCGUUCCGCAGGUGGGCCUUGCCGGUUUCACAUGCCUUGCGUUCUGACAGUGGCCACCAAGCGAUGACAGCGAGCGCAUGCCGAAGUGAUGGUACUUGGUAGAAGAAGUCUCAUGAACCAGGCAUUAGGUUUCUCAUUUCGGAAGUGAUGCAGGCCACUGCAUUGAGUGGCAAGAUGUGGACAGACACUGCGCAAGAGCUGGGCUUGUUACACACAUCGAAGCAGAUAGACCAACAGCUGCCCACUCCGCAGCUGCGUGGGUUCCUCGGCUUGGAUCCGUAAGCGCGAUCAUAGAUCACUUGCCCUGCUGUAAGUCCGCGUCC